This is a messenger RNA of Closterium sp. Naga37s-1, 456 nucleotides long. The record is from the annotation of a GenBank genome assembly. Lineage: Eukaryota; Viridiplantae; Streptophyta; Zygnematophyceae; Desmidiales; Closteriaceae.
AUGCAGGACUUUGUGAGUCGCAAGUAUCUGGUGUUUGCAGCGGUGGAGGAGCAGCUCACCAACGCCAAGAUCCAUGUCAUUGAGGCGGCACGGGUCGCAAGAGAGACCAACCGCAUCCUCGUCCUCCCAAAGGGCGGCCACAGCCAUCUGUCGCUGGGUCGAUCCAUGCCCAUGUGUGCCUACUGCGACUUGGCUCACCUCAACAACACGGAGUGGGUCUCCCCCGAGUUCUUCCUUCUCCUCGCCCGAGCUGCCUUUAUCCACCCCUCUGUGGGAUAUCUCUGCGUCGACACGCCUGAGCUCGGCCGGCCCUGCUUCGGCACAAAGGAGAUUAUUCGAAGCCUGGGGGCGUUGCUGACCCUGGGCAUGGGUCAGCUUCCCUCGCGGACCACCACUUUCAGGCUGCACAUGCCUGCUCGCCCCGACCAGAUCCGCUCGCUGGUCCAUGCGUGGUGA